AUGGUAUGGCUGGCGUUAUCAAAUUCCCUUCUUAGUAUCUAAGGGUUUUAGGGUGAUUGCACCUGACCUUAGAGGAUUUGGACAAACUGAGGCACCUAGAUGUCCACCUAACGACCUUCAACAAUAUGGUUAUAAGAAUAUUUGCAAGGAUCUUAAAGAAAUAAUGGGUCAGCUGAGGAUUAUAAAAGCAAUUUUUAUUGGACAUGAUUGGGGUGGCGGAUUAGUUUGGCGAAUGUGUCUUCAUUACCCAGAACGAGUCCGUGCCGUAGUUAGUCCACCUAAUGAUUCAUUUCUCAAUAUUGAAUCCUUGGUUGAAGUUUUUCCAAAUUUGCAUUAUCAAUUGUAUCUUUCACAUCCAAAAGCCGAAGUUGAGUUAAAUAAUAAUCCAGAAUUAUAUUUAAAAGCCACAUUUCGUACUUCGAAACCAGAUGACUUUAUUAAAAUUUAUGACGGAAAAUCUAUGACAGGAAAUGUGAUUGAAGGUAUAGAACGAAGCCCUUUGAUGUCACAAAAGGAACUUGAUUACUACGUUUUAAAUUAUAAAACUCACGGUUUUCAUGGAGGUUUGAAUUGGUAUAAGACUAGAAAGAUUAACUAUCAAGAUGAGAAGGGAGUUAGAAAGCUAUUAAAUCAUCAUGCUCUCAUACAUAUUGAAGAAGCAGGACAUUGGGUAAUGUUGGAACGACCUAAUAAACUUAAUGAAUAUAUAGGAACAUUUUUGGAAAAUUUAAAGAAGAUUGGAGAGACGUCUCAAGAAAAUCAAACUUCCAGAGCAAUUUCUUACACCAAUUCAAAAUU
Scutellospora calospora is the source of this 798-nucleotide messenger RNA. The record is from the annotation of a GenBank genome assembly. NCBI's taxonomy places the organism in Eukaryota, Fungi, Glomeromycota, Glomeromycetes, Diversisporales, Gigasporaceae.